Messenger RNA from Seminavis robusta, 1824 nucleotides. NCBI's taxonomy places the organism in Eukaryota, Bacillariophyta, Bacillariophyceae, Naviculales, Naviculaceae. The record is from the annotation of a GenBank genome assembly.
GGCCGUGCCGGGAUUGCAUUCGCUGGCGACUGGUGACGUGAAGCAAAAGUCGAUCCGUGAGAUCGAGACGCAUCAAAUCAAAUUUCGGGGAAACCUGAAACCAGCAAGAAAUCAUUUGUGGCAACCGAAAAUCGCAUCGUCUCACAAACUGAAAAUCGCAUCGUCUCACAAAUUUUCUCAAGCCGAGCAAUAUAUAAUCAUCAUCAUCAUCAUUACAAAGACGAAUACCAAUGGAACAGGCACUUGAUCAUCAAGAAGAGGCUGGAUGGUUCCUUGACGCCGAAGAUACGCGGUACUACGUUGAUUCGAAUGGCGUCGAGUUUUACCCGGACGACUUCUUGGCAUGGGACGGGGUAGUCGACGUCCCCCAUGUGACGGAUGAGGAUGGGAUUCUCUACUUUGCAACCGAGAAGGUUGAAAGAUCUGUUUUGGAACAGCUUUCGAAUGUUGAUAGAUUCAGUGACCCUGCCUUAUCGGUGAUACUAACCCAAGAGUUUGCAUCGAGCGGCGGCUCGACGGAGAAAUCAGAGUCUACACCUACAUGUAGUACUAGCCCAUCUUCGCAGCGCUCUGGAUCACAAGAGGCGGCCAAGUCUGAGAAGAAACGCAAACAGCGGUCCAAGAGGGAAGCAAAAGGGAAGGCAAGAACAGAUACCACUGGUGGGAGGAGCAAAACAAGGAGCAGGUCUCCACGGCCACAACAGGGCGAGACCAAGCAAAAGAGGGUGCGGUCUCGCAAGCUUGGUACUAAGGAAAUGCCUGGUGUUGGCAGUAGUUCCGGUACGAGCAGUAUUCCUGUUCGAGUGAAAGUUUCUUCUCGCAAGAACAUUGGUUCUCAAUUCAUGGAGGAGGAAGGCGAUGCUUCCUCUUCUUCCUGUGUAUCAGAACUGACCUGCUCGAUUGUGGGUACCGACUCAUCACAGUCUGCUCGCGGCCGUCGGUCGAAAUCAAGGCCUGACCAUUCCGCAAGAGCGCCACGUCGACGUCCUCAAAGUUCGCCCUCUCAACAAAAGAGAGCGGAUAAGGGAGAGCCGGAGCAAGACCAGCGAUCAAAACCAAUGAGAAGGCGUAGUAAUUCCGCCACGACGCUAAGGGAGGAUCGAAGAAUGGCCCGUCGCCGUCGUCAGGUCGAUCGUCUUUCACAGCAAGGCAUAGUGCAGCAGCUGCAGCCAGACCAAGCCGCAGUCACCUCCCCUCUGCAAGACCCUGAAGAAAUAACUGUUGACGAAGCGGUCGCUGCUCUACCGGCCCCAGAUGUAGAAGACCUACCUGUUAUAGAGCAGAAAAAAGUACGGAAGCCAGCCAUUCGAAGAUCCUUCUCCUUCUAUGAAGAACUUGCUUCGGCAGCUGUCACUGGUUUUACCAAGACAGCUUCAACAGCUGCUAACGUUGGUCUGGUCACGACUCAGGCUGCAGUUGGAUUUCCCAUCCUUGUAGCCGGAGCUGCCGUCGGAGCAACGGUCGGAGUAGGCAAGUUUGCAGUGGAUGCCACGAUGGAGGUAGCCAACACAGCAGUCCACGUGACAGCGUCAACUCUCCAGCGAAGCCGGAGUGCCAAUUGCCUACUUGGGCCCCUGCUGAACGGAAGAAACAAAACACCACCACCAAAGAAGAAAAAGAUUCUGUCCGCAAAAUCGAGUUUCAAUGAUGAUCUAGCCUCUUCUUCCUUGUCCGAGGCAGCAGGUGACGAUAUUGCGUGUGUUCCUCUGGAGAGAACCACCAGUGCACCUAUAUUUACCGACAUGCUACCUGUAGAGAAACGCUUCACCACAGCUCUUCUUGCCUAAACAGACUGAUUCAUAGGUAUAAUGUUACAUGCUUUCC